Molecule: messenger RNA, 788 nt
Organism: Pisolithus orientalis
Lineage: Eukaryota; Fungi; Basidiomycota; Agaricomycetes; Boletales; Pisolithaceae
Product: Oxo-4-hydroxy-4-carboxy-5-ureidoimidazoline decarboxylase
Exons: 2
Coding region: 21-644 (207 amino acids)
Source: RefSeq, a predicted model, not a curated record
UCGAGAUCUGUUAAGACACAAUGUCGGACAACCGUGGUCCCGGGCAGGAUGUCCAGUCUAACUUGAAAUCCGUCCUUAUCCUCCUCUUUGAAGAGUCAGAUGCAAUCCAGACUCUCGUCCCGGAGCUCCUCGCUUCGCUUGACAGCGAAAUCACUCUUACACAACCUUCUCAUUUUCACAAAAUCAUAGAUGAAUCUAUCCGUCUGAUUCACGGCUGGAGUCCGGAUCUCCAAGCCCACUUCAUCGCGGGUCACCCACGGAUUGGUGAGACCAGGAAUCUUUCCAUGCUGAGCUCAAAAGAGCAGAGUGGGGGGACGAGUGCUGCCGCGCCCACACCUCCAGAGGUGCUCCUCCGCCUCCAGCAUCUGAAUGCCUGUUACGAGCACGUUUAUCCAGGUCUCCGGUACAUCACCUUUGUCAACGGAAGGAGCAGAGCGGUCAUCGCGGAGGAAAUGGAAGAUAAACUGGGCAUCAGCCAUUCCCUGUUGCCAGAUCAACCACCUGUGGAGAGCUUGGUUCCCGUCAAGGCCAAUAGCCAACCUUGGCUCACGGAGUUACAUCGGGCAGUGGAGGAUAUUGGCCGUAUCGCCCAAAGUCGGUUGGAGAAGAUAGAACGCGAAGGGCUCUUACAGCUUCGGGAAUGAUGGCAGCAGGUGACGGUCCUGGCAAAGCGUACUGUACAGUGAGGGCUCGGUACAUACCCGAUUUAACGUCCACGGCUUGUCCACAGCUAUGUACACGUGCAAGAAGGAAGGUGGUCAAAGACUCUGAAGGCCAAAACAAUAUGA